AUGGAUCGGUCGGUGAGCGCGAGGCGGAAGGCGGAAGCGCCGAUCCCGGCGGUGCAGGAGAGCUUCUGGUCGAGCCUGGUGAAGAAGGUGGCGGACUUCGUGCUCGAGGACGACAUCCCCUCGUCGCGCGCGUCGACACCGCGGCAUCAGCACUCGCCCACGCUCAAUGUGGAGGAUCUUCUAGGGAAACCUGUUGCGGGAAGUGGUGUGUCAAGCAGCCCGCGGAGGUCCUUCCAAAACCGCUCGUCUCCCCUCUCUUUCGCCCUCCCCAUCUCCUCCCCGCUCAUCCCCAUCCCCUCUCCCAUUUUUCCCCGUUAUACGCGGCGGCAGGAGGGCAUAGGCAAGGAGGGCAUAGGCAAGGUGGUGCAGGUGGCGGUGGACGACCACCCGCCCCCCAGAAAGGCAGCACCGGGCAGCACCAAGCCUGGCGCGUCCGCCAGGCAGUCCGCGCCCAGAGCGCCCGCCAGAGACGCGCGCCCCCGCCCCGGACGAGAGGGGGAAGUAUGGGAUACAGAAGCUGCUGCCUCCCUCGUCUCUCCUGCUUCACUCGCCUCUCCUCCCGCCCUUGUCUCUCCCGCUUCCCCUGUCUCGCCGCCCUCCCUUGCUGCACGGCCUGACGAGCCUCUUGCCUCCCCUCCCCCUCAAGCUCCCGGCCAUGCGUCCGCUGGCCCAGCUGCCACGUCAGCUGCCACGUCAGCCGCUACAUUAGCCGCCACGUCAGGUGCUGAGCUGGCAGCCGAAGAUGAUCUGCUAGUGCGGUUACCGAAAGUGAGGGAGAUGCACGGGGGGAGAGAGGAGGGGGUGAAGCGGGCGAGUGAGGCGGCAGUGCAUGUGCCCAAAGAGACACAGCUCGUGGCGUCCAGGAAUGUGGCGACAGCCAUGGCCGUGCGGGCCAAGCAGCUGCAGGCGGACCUCAAGGCAGCUCGGAGAGACGCCAUGGACGCUCGAGAGCGGUGCAGAGCGGUGGAGGAGGAGAAUGAGCGGCUCAGAGCGGCGCUGGCUGCUGCAGAGGCGGCGAAGGGGGAGGGGGUGGGAGAGCGUGAGGCGGAAGGGGGGUUGGAAGGGGAGGGGGGCGUGGACACACAUCACCACCACCAUCACUCUGAACUGGAAGAUAUGGUGCACGAGCAGCUGGGCGUGCUGCUGCAGGAGAAGGCGCAGCUGGUGGCGGGGAAGGCAGCAGUGGAGCGAGAGAAGCAGAUGCUACAAGACUUCCCCUCUUCUCCUUGCUGUCUGCUGUUGCACGAGCAGCUGGGAGUGCUGCUGCAGGAGAAGGCGCAGCUGGUGGCAGGGAAGGCCGCAGUGGAGCGAGAGAACGAGAUGCUGCACCACCUGCUGCUCUACUACGAACACCUGUACCUGCGCGGUGGCAGCAUGGGGGGAGAGCACCAUGCACUCGCUGAGGGGGGGCAUGUGCUGGCUGGGGGAGAGCAUGUGCUGCUGGAAGGGAGCCAUGUGGUGGCAGGGGGGCAUGCAGUGGGGGGGCAGUAUGUGAUAAAUCAGCAGCCUGGAAAUGGGGAGGCUGAGAUUGGGAGGCAUGCUACUGACCAGAUACCGGAGGGCUGUGCUGGGGAAGGGGAGAAGCGGGAGGAGGGACAGGAGAGGGCUGAGGAGCACCCAGGGUCAACUUCGUUGCAGCCGCAGGUGGCAGGGGAGGGCCUGUUGGAUGAAGCAAGGAGAGGCAGUGUGGUGGGUGAAGCGGCAGAUGUGGGUGGUGGGGAGAACUGGAAGGAAGGACAGGAGAAGACUGAGGAGCACACGGGGUCAACUUCAUUGCAGCAGGUGGCAGCGGCAGGCUCGUUGGAUGAAGCAAAGGGAGACAGGGGGCAGUGUGGGUUGACUGAGGCGGGUGGAGGUGGUGAGAUGGGUGGGGGGGCUGAGGCCAGUGGGGGGCCUAAGGCGGGUGGGGGAAAGAACCAAGAGGAGGGACAGGAGAAGACUGAGGAGCAUGAAGGCCCGCCUUCGUUGCAACGGCAGGUGGCAGCAGCAGUCUCGUUGGAUGAAACAAGGGAAGGCAGGGAGGCGUGUGGAGGGGCGGAGGCGGGUGGGGAUGGAAUGGUGGAGGGAAGCAGUGAUGGGGUGAGGAUGAAUGGUGCAGUGUCGGGGGGUGUGGAGGAAGAGCGGAAAGGUGGUGCAGGGAGCGUGUGUGCAGGGAGUGGUGGUGUUGAUGACUGCACGGGGUCCAAAGUCUAUGCAGGCAGCUGA
Molecule: messenger RNA, 2205 nt
Organism: Closterium sp. Naga37s-1
Lineage: Eukaryota; Viridiplantae; Streptophyta; Zygnematophyceae; Desmidiales; Closteriaceae
Source: the annotation of a GenBank genome assembly